This is a messenger RNA of Botrytis porri, 996 nucleotides long. RefSeq lists its product as uncharacterized. The coding region runs from base 1 to 996 and encodes 331 amino acids. Gene Ontology annotation, molecular function: iron ion binding; heme binding; monooxygenase activity. The record is from RefSeq and is a predicted model, not a curated record. The transcript has 5 exons. NCBI's taxonomy places the organism in Eukaryota, Fungi, Ascomycota, Leotiomycetes, Helotiales, Sclerotiniaceae.
AUGCAACAGGGUCAGAUACCUCGCGUAGGCAAGAAACCAGGACUCUUGGGCAACACAUCCGAUAGCCAUUUCUUCAAACACAGCUUGGAGCUCAUUGAAGAAGGGUAUUCAAAGUAUAAAGACUUUGUGCAUUCAUUAUGGACGACAGAUAUGGAUCGAGUCAUUGUUUCUCGAAAGUUCAUGAAAGAUUUCAGUGUUCUCCCAGGAAAACAAGUGCGCCUCACUGCAUCGGUUCGACACGCUGGUCCGUAUACUGGCUUCGAUAUUGCGGAGGAAAGUGACCUGCAGUUCCUUGUUUGUGCAGGGCAACUAUCUCAAAAUUUAGUGGUCAGCUUGGUUGACGGAAUGCCAAGCAACUAUAGCUUUCUGCUAUUUGGUCUCGCUAUUGAACUUGUUUCUAGCGUUAGUGCUCGUGCUUUUGUCGGGCCGGAGCUAUGUAGAGAUCCAGAAUGGUUGGCUACCGCAACAGGCUAUACUAAAGACUCCGAAAAUGUAGCUACUGAUCUCAAGAAGCACUAUAGAUUUUUCCACCCUAUUAUCGCUCCUUUCCUUAAAUCCUAUAAACAGAUCCGCAAUCGGUUUUCAGUGGCCUGCAAGCUUCUACUUCCACUCAUACAAGAGCGCAGGUCAACUACCUCGAAAGAGCAUCCGGAUAUGGUACAAUGGCUAAUCGACUCUGCUCGUGGACCUGAUGCAGAAACAGACAAACUAGUAACACGAAUGCUUUUUCUCAACGCAGCUGCGAUACAUACAGCAGCAGAGGUGGCGACGACCGCCAUACUAGAUCUCUGUGCUAGACCGGAGGACCUCGAAACUUUGAAGGGGGAAUUGACAAUGGUAACCAAAGAAGCUGAAGACACCGAUAUCACUAUUCGGACGCUGUCGUCUCUUAAGAAGAUGGAUAGUUUCAUAAAGGAAUCGCAUCGUGUAAAUACACUUGGCUUAAUGACUUUCAAUCGUCAACUUACGGCACCUGAACACUCUCAAAUGGAGUGA